Molecule: messenger RNA, 1272 nt
Organism: Parnassius apollo (apollo)
Lineage: Eukaryota; Metazoa; Arthropoda; Insecta; Lepidoptera; Papilionidae
Source: the annotation of a GenBank genome assembly
AUGGCUGAUAAAGAACAGCUAAGUGCUUUAGAAGUUGGCGAAUUGGACUUAUUUGUAGACAGCAUGGAACCCACUCAGAUAGAAAAUAUUGGAAACCAAGCCUGGAUCGAAUGGCACAUAAGACUUCAGAAAUUAAAUCAACAAGCUGUACUAGAAGCGUCUUCAAUGGUGGAAGAACUUACAAAAGAAACUUUGAUUUCUCAUGGAAAGCUGUACCAUGAAGCCGCAGCAGUUGGUCUGUUGGAGACCGUAUUAUUCCACGAAGAUGGAGUUCAAAGCAUUAGCGACGUUGUAAUUGAUCUCCUGCAGUACGCUGUUGAUCAACUAACCGCUUUAAUUGUUCUGAUCAACGAUGGAUAUUUUAAGCCUGUUUCCGUAAAAGAAAUGGAUUGUGAAACGGUUGUAGAAGAGCUUCAAAGGCAGAAAAGAGACCUUCAGUUUGACAUAAGCAUGAGGUGCAUCUCUAUCGUUCGUAUUGCAUUUUCAAGCUAUCUGGCAGAACACAUGGAAGCUGCAGGAUUGGGAGCGUCAAUUGCAAUUAAUCUUUAUAAAAGCAACGACGUACCUUCUAUUGUGUGUCAACUGAUACAAAUGGAACCUUGGAAAAAGCUUAACGAAAAUGGUGAACUACAGAUUUUUAAAUUUGGACGUUGGUCAAGACCAAAUUCUGAAGAUUUGUCGCAUAUGCACCGAGGCGAGGCUCAGCUUUGGUUGUGCUUGCGUCAACUGUUAUUAGAACCACGUCUCGAACACUAUUAUAAGAUUGAAGAGUGCCGACGCACGUCGUUCUGUCGCCUGCAAGCCAAAAUAUCGGACGACAUGAUAGAUGAAAUCCCGGUGCUGGGUGAACUAAAGACGUUGCUUUGUCAAAUGGCUUUAGGUGAUUAUUCCUAUGGAAACAAUCGCUACAAUGGCGCUAAAAACCCCGGAUGCGCAGCUAUUGAAGUUAUUCCACAGAUAAAGGAAAAUUUACUGCGCCAAAUACACAAGCGUGUAAAGAAGCUCGCGAAGAUGCAUUUAAACCAUUGCUGCAAUGAUGAGACCGGGGAGUCUCACGGCAUAGCUAAAAAGCUGCUAGAUUCUUACGCCAGCGAUGUAGUUCUAGCGCUCGAUAAUGGUGGCGUUAAAUGUGCUGAAUGUGGGGAUAAAGCCAGCAAAAAAUGUUCUCGUUGUAAAACUGAAUGGUAUUGUGGAAGAGAAUGCCAAGUACAACACUGGCCGAAACACAAGAAGAUCUGCGACCAGUUUGAAAAACUAAAUAAAACUGAAUAA